This is a messenger RNA of Ornithodoros turicata, 5208 nucleotides long. RefSeq names its product 2-phosphoxylose phosphatase 1-like. The transcript has 3 exons. Gene Ontology annotation, molecular function: phosphatase activity. Gene Ontology annotation, cellular component: Golgi apparatus. Bases 131 to 1657 code for a protein of 508 amino acids. NCBI's taxonomy places the organism in Eukaryota, Metazoa, Arthropoda, Arachnida, Ixodida, Argasidae. The record is from RefSeq and is a predicted model, not a curated record. Gene Ontology annotation, biological process: dephosphorylation; glycosaminoglycan biosynthetic process; chondroitin sulfate proteoglycan biosynthetic process.
CAAAAUGUAAUCAUCAUCAUUGUUGUUGUAAACAAACAUGGUGACUGCGAGUGUAUUUGCUGGAAUAAGAUCGUAAUUAUUAAUCACCGGCUUCUUCGCCAAAUCCGGUUUUACGCACACCUAUUUCGAAAUGAUAUUCCUAAUGCCCUCAGCUAUGAAAUUUUUGUCGCGGCACCGGGUUUUAUUUGCUUCCUUCAUAAUGAUAUGGAUCGUCGGAAUGGUCAUCACAGUAUCCUUGAUAGGCCAUACGGGCGAAGCCAAAGUUGGUUAUAUGGAUAACUUAUUAGGGCAUUCUGUGCCCCUGCAUAAUGGAUUACCUCCGAUGGACAGCUUUAAGAUGAUGAAGCCAGUGAAGUAUUGCAAUCCGCACGACAGUGUACCCAUCGGACAAGAAGGUAAGGUACAAGGGAACCUCACGCUGGAAACCGUCGUCGUCCUUAUCCGGCACGGGGAACGCAUGCCGUUACGUCAGGUCCGUGACGGAUUCCAGCUGAGCUGUGGUGACAAGAUCACCCUGGGCAACCCAAUAAUCAAGAAAUACUUCACCACCAUACGCAAAUAUCACCAGUUGCACUCUCAAAAGCAAACCAUAUUCUCCAGCUUCGCAACCCACCCCAAUCUAGGAGCCUGUCCCAUGGGACACCUGACCUGGUCCGGCGUCCUGCAACACAUCCAGCUCGGGUCGGCUCUCAGUCGGAUCUACAACGGCAACCUCUGGAGGCUCCUUCCCGAAGGCUGGUCCGCGGACUCGGUCCGGUUUUACAGCACCGUCUUCUCCCGGACUUACCAGAGUGCUCUCGCGUUUCUCUACGGGUUUCUGCCUGCCAUCACGCUCGAAAAGCUUCGCAUAAUUCCGUCGACUGACAUAAACUUCUGUUUUGACGGGCGUUGCUCCUGUUCGCAGCUGCGCAUUUACGAGAAACACUUGACGCGGAAGACUAAGCGGAUGUUGAACAACCACCCUGCUGUCAUGAGACUGCUGGAGGAGGUCAACGCAAUACUGAAGCCGACGUCGAAUUCCAGCGACAUCGUCGCUGCUCGACCGCUGAUGGACGUGCUGAUGGGGUUCGUCUGCCAGGGAAAGACGUUACCGUGCCUACCGGGGACGCGUGACUGUGCCAACAUCGAUCAUGUGCGGAACAUCAUGUCUUACCUUGAUUGGGAGGGCAGACAGCUCGCGGAUGACUCGGCAUUCCGUAAGAGCAGCAUCUUAAAAACGUACAGCCUUCUCAACGAGGUUCAUCGUCGAAUACGAGAUACGUUCGAAGGGAGGUCCGGAAUUAGAUUCCUCCUUUUCUCUGGGCACGACAUCAACCUGACGCCCGUCUCUUCCGCGUUGGGGUUCGACGACGGAGUCAUUCCGCCGUAUGCCUCCAGAAUCGUCCUGGAGGCGUACUCGUCCCCGAGGCAAGGGAACGACCGCUACUUACGGGUCUUGUACAACGGCAAGGACGUGACAAAGCACGUUACGUUCUGCGGCGGAAUUAAGCUCGCGCACAAAUCUGGUUCCAGUGCUGUCGGCGACGUCGCGUUGUGUCCGUUUAGGAAUUUUACGAAUUUCCUGGAACGGGACGUGCCAAAGUUGUUUUCUGCUCAAAACUUUUUAGCUGCAUGCGGCAUCGACGGUGCAACAUCUACGACAUGGAGGUCGUCGUAGUGGUUGUUCUGUUUAUUUUUUUUUGCUUGUUUAUGAUUUUUUAGAUGAGUUGUCAUUAGACCGCUAUAUAUACGUUGCUUAUUUUAAAAGUCCUUUGACUAGUCACACAAUUUUGACAUGCAGCCACCAAUGCACAAUCGUGACAUACAAUUGUCUUCUUUUUUUUUUUUGUAGCUUGUAGUGGUUUAAGGCGGGAUGAUGCAUUCAUAAAAGUAAUAUUUUACAUAUUUACACGCGCCACUUAAGCUUAACUUUCGUAACCUGGGGCAUAACAUUACUCCCAACAAACCUCCACUUUGUGACAAAUCUAGCGGUGCAUUAUUGCUACAUUAGUCUUCCUAAAAUUUAUAUCUUUGGUUCUGGUUAUUUGUCAUGUGACAAACGUGGAUAGCAUUUGAAAAAUCUGCAUUUGAAAUCUACAUAGAAUCUUAUCGUACCGUUAGUUGAUGAGAAGGCAAUUCUUCCUCACACCGUUACGUCAACGUCCCAUUUUAGUCAAACUUGGGAAUACAAAAGUGCAUUCUACAUACUUUGAUACUGUCACACAUUCGUCAUGCCCUAGUCAGAAAAGAGGAGGAAUGUUCUCCAGUUUCUUAUUGUGAAAAUGUGUGCACUAUCUACUUGAACUUAGAAGGCAGCUUUCAUGUGCCACACAGCAGGUUGUGAUAGAGUGUUGUGCGCAUUUAUGUACAUAUUGGGUUAUAGCAUAUAUUAUGGUAUGCUUCUAUAAGUUAUUGAGAUUCGAGCAAAGCCAGGUAUGGACAGUGCCAACAGCGUAUAUGUUAACAAAAUGGUCGGGCACUGCAGGGACUCUCUGGCUGUGGAUGUGUUGCAUGGUUAAGCUAUAGAGUGACACACAUGUACGACACAUGAAUGAGUGACACAAUGUCUCGAUGCAAAGCAUCCUGGGAUGGAUUCUGCUGAAGUAGGUCCUCGCUGAAGCCCUUAGCUUUCUCCGGUGGAAAAUUGACUUUUCGGUGAAGUGGGAUUUAUAAAUGAAUAAAGUUAACGGGCCUUUGCGUCACACAUAAGUGCGCACUGCUUCCUUAUGUGUGUAAAAUGCACUGCAUCUGUCUGAUGUUGUCCGUAUUUGCUUUGUAGCACUGAUUUGUAGUACGUGAUUUACAAAUCCGCAGGUAAGAGAAACGUCACUGAGAGAAGAGAGACGUCACUGUUGCUACGUUUCCUUUCAACGCGGCACAUUCAGCUGUGUGAGUGUCAGCGUUAUGGGUCGUGUCGGGUAUCACAGUUGUGACUGAUCGGGUUCAUCCCGCGAUUGCGGAUCGAUUGACAUCCUUACAUGAUUUUGUACGCCAUAGAAUAGCAUUACAUGAAAGACGUACGAUUAUGUGGAAAACAGCAGACAUGGCUAGUUCCGCAAAAUUUAGCCGAAUCGCAGAAAGCUAGGGGCUCUAAUCAUUGCAGCGCGACCCAACAGCUAAAGCUUUCAUCAGCGGGUUGUCGUACAGAGUUGUCAAUCCUGACAACGAUGCUGCCUCUCUUGUAGACGCCGUGAAUGAGAAAAAAAAAAAAAAGUGGACAGCGUGCAUUCAGUAUGAAUAGGAGAUUGAUUUCAUUGUGUGGCAUAGUGAAAAGCAAGUGAAAUUAGCAACAAAUUGCUCUCGUUUACUGUAUUUUAUUUUAUGAGCAAACUUCAUUACAUUAAAUAAAGUAGUACUGAACUUAGCCACACUCUUCCAACAACACGGCAACCCAGGGCGACAUGCCGGAGAGGUGUCGGUGUCCUCGAACAUGGCACGUGACAAGACGUGACGCGACGUGACGCAAAACAUGUCAUUCUGUUGUGUGUAGGUGUCUCGCCCUUUAGCCACUAGCUGGUAAAGGCUGUACCGUGUUUUCAUUUCAAAAGGGGGGACCACAAUGGGACCCUGUAAAUGCUUUCCAAACGGUCGCGUAACAUUCCAGGGUUAGAGUUAAGGGCUAAUUCCAGUUCAGCCUCUACGUGAAAUAAAGGGGUUCACAUGAUCUCAACCAGAACACUGGUGCAGAAUGUGAUUGUUCGAGAAAUAGUGGUAAGCCGCGAUGAGAGCUGCGCCGAUGGCACAAAAAUGUGCCAUGUAGGGGCUUGCUACGAGACUUCACCACACAGGUUUUGUGGGUUGCUGCGUGGAGAUGACUUUUGUGUAAGCUGAAAAUGGCGAAAAUCUCGUGAACAAAGAUCAAAUUUCAUUAAUUAAGACUUGUAUUUAAUGCUUAUUGGUUUACUGCCCGAUCAAAUAUUUAUUGUCGCUUAGUAUUUUCGGGCCCUUUCAUCGUGUUCAACUCCCAGCAUUUUCGUAAUAUGUUUGCGGCCCAUGCAAGUCUGGACAGGUUAAGAAGUCUCGCUAAUGUUUAUCCAUAUACGUAUCCGUGCGUAUCCAUAAAGCGGGUUCAAGUCAAAUGAGAUGUAGGAUGAUCUAGUUUUGCUGGAAACCUGAACGGGAUGAAGAACUUACUGUAGCUACUUACUAUUUCACGAUGUCCCGUGGUUGCAGGUGAAUUUUUGCGAUGGGUCCCGUUGGGAGUGCUUUCUUUUUGUUCCGAUAACCAGUUAUAAUUUGUGGCUCUAUGUUGUGAGGAAGCUAUGAGUGACACUCACCUGAGGGUUCUUUAACGUGUGCCGAAAUCUGGGCACACCGUAUGUUAGCGUCCCGUGCAGAGGAAUAUGUGCCUAAGCAAAUUGUAACUUGCUACCGCCUAGCUGGCAUAGUUGGCAGUGCUUGCACCUCCAGCUUUGGGGUCAGUGAUCGGACACUCUGCCAACUGAUUCCGUAGAGGCUGAUGUUUUUUUUUUUGUGUGCAAGCAUUUCACAGUUUGAUGGAACCAACAUGACGUGUGCCAAACUGGAAGCGGAUUAAAUAAGUGACGCGUGUGCUUACGUAUAUUUACGAUGUAUCUGCGUUAAAUUACUCGCGUUACUAAUUUGGUGCUCUGUGGUUGUCAGCUUUUUAGUGUGCCCUUGAGUGGUUCUAUGUGCCUCAUGCCAAAGUUAAAAAGCUGGAAUCUACAUAGGUUACUUGGACUGUACGGACUAGUCAACAUUAAACAAUUUGUUGACUACGUCAUUCGUGGUGCACUUUGGUGACUACAUCGUUCCUGAUGUACAAAAUAGUUUUAGGUAGUCUUUACUUUUUAUCUUCAUACUUUCGUGGUCCUAAAAUGUAGUGUGCAGAUGCCGACGUCUUUUUGUGUUGUCUGUUUUCGGAGGUCUUGCCACAAGAUGAGAUAAGACGUCGUUAGAGAUAUGCAAGCUCAGAAUUGAAUUUUCAUUCAACUAAAUGAUCAUGGCCUGGAUAUAAUGUGCAGGCAACCUUGGAAUUGUCAGUGUACAAUGGUACGGGUUCAUGUAGUUGUAGUUUUCAUUCCAUUUACAUUAGUAUUACAAAGCGUAGCAUUUAUAGAGAAUAACGUGACACAUGUGGUGUUACGGUUUUGGUGUUGUGAUUUUAUAUCUUCAGAAACUUUGUUUUUCCCCAAAAGGUUGUGAUGCUUUGUGGAAUGCAAUGCACAUUUUUUUUUUUUACAUGUAGAAUAAUAAAUUAUACAUCCA